AUGGGAGAUACUCAUCAAGAAAAGAGUAAAUGUAAAAAUAAAGUUAAUGGAAAUUAUGCAUUAUGGGCACAUGAUGAGAGUAACGAGUUGUUACAACUCAUGGUUGAUGCCAUAAAAAAUGGAUGGCGUGAUAGUAGUGGAGGUUUAAGCAAGUUAACUGUGGAGAAGAGGAUACUUCCUGCUCUGAAUGAAAAGCUUGGGUGUCAAAGAUCGUAUGCACAAUACCAAAGCAGAUUGAAAUGGUUCAAGAAUCGUUUUAACAACUUUUCUGAGCUUAUGCGUCAUAGUUCUGGAUUUGGUUGGGAUCCAAUAACAAAGAGGUUUACAACUAAUGAUGAGGUGUGGGAAGAUUAUUUGAAGUCUCGUCCUACUCAUAAACACCUACGGACUGAUACGGUUGCUGACUGA
This is a messenger RNA of Ipomoea triloba (trilobed morning glory), 408 nucleotides long. RefSeq lists its product as uncharacterized. The record is from RefSeq and is a predicted model, not a curated record. The transcript has 2 exons. Bases 1 to 408 code for a protein of 135 amino acids. NCBI's taxonomy places the organism in Eukaryota, Viridiplantae, Streptophyta, Magnoliopsida, Solanales, Convolvulaceae.